Chiloscyllium plagiosum (whitespotted bambooshark) is the source of this 2758-nucleotide messenger RNA. It is a transcript of the gene kcnj15, whose product is annotated as potassium inwardly rectifying channel subfamily J member 15. Lineage: Eukaryota; Metazoa; Chordata; Chondrichthyes; Orectolobiformes; Hemiscylliidae. Gene Ontology annotation, cellular component: plasma membrane. Gene Ontology annotation, molecular function: inward rectifier potassium channel activity. Gene Ontology annotation, biological process: regulation of monoatomic ion transmembrane transport; potassium ion import across plasma membrane. The record is from RefSeq and is a predicted model, not a curated record.
GUGACAUCACUGGGAGAGGAGGGGGUGCAUUUAAUAAAAGCUCCUUAUCCUUCCUCACCCCUCUCUCGGCAGGUAGGAACCAUCCAGGCACUGACUUGUUUUCUUCCCCCCCCCCCCCGCUCCAGAAUCUUGCCCCGUGUCUGGUGUUGGAUCGUCCCGGUUUACAGCGAGCCUAUCGCCGCCUCAUAGUGCACCGCAGCCCCGGCACAAUGACCCUCUGAUUCCCUUCUCUCUCAAGGAUUACACAGACUGGAUAGUGGGAUGAUGUUUCCCCUGACCAGGCCAGGUCCGGAACAAGAAAUCACAUUCUCAGGAUAUAUGAUAGACCAUUUCAAACUGAAAUGAGAAGGUUUUUCACUCAGAAGGUGAUGAUCGUUUGGAAUUCUCGAACACAGAUCAUUAUCUUUGAAGAUGGAGAACACUGAGAACAUUAGCAUGAUCUCCCAAAUUGCAAAACGGCGUGUUGUGUCAAAAGAUGGCCAUAACAAUGUGAAAAUUGACCAAGUGGAUGGUUGGGCCUUCCUUUACCUGCAGGAUCUUUGGACCACCGUCAUUGACAUGAAGUGGCGUUACAAGCUAACUCUCUUCACAGCAACAUUUGUGAUUACGUGGUUCCUUUUUGGCAUUCUCUGGUAUGCUAUAGCAUUUGUACAUGGGGAUUUAGAGUUAUUACACCCCCCAGCUAACCACACACCCUGUGUAGUGAACAUUGAGACCUUAACAGGAGCAUUUCUGUUUUCCCUGGAGUCCCAGACGACCAUUGGUUAUGGAUUCCGCUGUAUCACAGAGGAGUGCCCAUUUGCCAUUAUCCUGUUAAUCAUUCAGUUGGUCAUUACCACCUUGGCAGAGAUCUUUGUCACUGGUACUUUUCUGGCAAAGAUUGCAAGACCCAAAAAACGUUCUGAGACCAUCAGGUUUAGUUACCAUGCUGCCAUUGCCAUACACAAGAAUAAACUUUGCCUCAUGAUCCGGGUGGCCAACAUGAGGAAGAGUCUGUUGCUACAGUGUCAACUUUCUGGGAAAUUCCUGCAUAAUCAUGUCACUGAGGAAGGUGAGACCAUCAAACUCAGGCAGGCAAAUGUGAAUUUCCAGGUGGAUACUGGUUCAGAGAGUCCAUUCCUCACUUUCCCAUUGACAUUUUAUCACGUUAUUGAUGAGAAAAGUCCAUUGAACAGAUACGCAUCGGCAAAUCUAAGGGAUAAAGAUUUUGAGCUGGUUGUCAUUUUAAAUGCCACAGUGGAGUCCACGGGAGCCGCUUGCCAGAUCAGAACCUCGUAUGUGCCAGAGGAGAUUCUAUGGGGCUACGAAUUUGUCCCUCUUAUGUCACUGUCCCCUGGUGGGAAAUAUCUGGUUGACUUCAGUUUCUUUGACAAACUUAGGAAGAGUUCCAACCCUUACUUUUCCUCUGGAGCUCUGAGGUAUGGGGAUAUUGAUAAGCUAAGACUUGAAGAAAAAUACCGAGAGGAUGAACGAAACACAUUGUUCAGUAAGAUUCCAACAGUCCAUAGCAAUGUCUAGUUAAACAUUUGCACAGAACAGACCAGCGUAAGGAAGUUUUUAAAUCGAUAAACACCUGUCUGGUACAUAACAAGCCUUAAGCCUUAUAAAACAAAAGAAUGCAUUUAGUCAAAAUUAAUGUCAGAAGGUUCCCAAUGAUCUUAUGUAACAAGAACAAUGUUGGUAAUUGUGUUAAUGAAAAAUGUAUUAUUUUUAUUUGAUUACUCACUUUGUCAAAACUGUAUCAUACAAUCCAUCCAACAGUGUCUGCAGAUGGAGGACUCUGGUUCUUGAGCCUAAGAACUUUCUCCAUUUUUCCUAAAUUUCAAUUGUGCCAUUCUGCUUGCUUCCUAACAGUUAAAAUCUAGAUUCUUCACAUUGUCUCUUACUUUAGUGUAUUCAUUUGUAGAGCCUCCAAACUGGGUAACCAGUUCCUUCCCUCUGUAUUGACUUCAUUUUAUAAACUAUCAUCAUCCAUGGUAGGUGUCAACUGACCCAAAGCUGGCUAUGCAGUCUGUUACACAGCUUUUAUGUUACUAAUCAGUUCUGUAAUUUUCCUUAACAAACAAAAACAGAAAUUGCUGGAAAAGCUCAGCAGGUCUGGCAGCAUCUAUGGAGAGAAAUCAAGAGCUAAUGUUUCGGGUCGAGUGAGCCUUCCCUAGAACCCCUACCCAGAACCCAUGCAAUUUUCCAUACCUGGAUUUAUACUUUUAAUUGGUAAUAGAUUGGAUUGUGAUGAUCUAACAACAAUGUCUUGAUUUACCUAAUUGCUGGAUCCACACUAUUUAAUCUUACAGGUUGUCCUAUACUAUGAAUUUUGUGGCUGCCAUGCCAGGUAUGUUUUUGCUGGUAGUGGGUCAUGUAAAAUAUGAUGGGUGGGUAUUGCACCCAAAGCCCACCUGCCUGUACCUAGAAUAUUGAAGCCCAUUAAGGAGCAGUUAUGGUCAUAAUUCUGCCUCUGCUUCCAUAAAAUGGUUGGCCAUGGAAUUUGGACUAACUUGGGAAGGCUGCAUUUUCACCAACUCUUGUAAAUAAAUGGGAAUGAAGAGUCGUCCCUUUCUAUGGGAAAUCCCCCCACACCCCCCGCCCCCCCCCACAUGUCCAAGACCCAACUUCGUUCCCAACCCUGCCUGGGAUGCUGAUCAUGCUGAUCACUCUUCCCAAAAUCUUGGACUUAGCUCCACCCAGUGACCAUGCUGGUUUCUUUUGCAACUGCAAGAGCUUCUGGCCAAUCAGAUUGACUGACUGGAAGGUUUUGAGA